CACCAGUUUGACGAGCUAGAGAAGGAGCUAGAGGCGUAGUUAGUGAGCAGCAAGUUCAAGGGAAGCCAGCUAGAGAAAGGCAGUGUAAGCGUCACGGAGGAUGCCUAGUUAAGAUUUUCAGUAGCGGCAACGACAGAGACUACCUAGUUAUUUGCAAUUUAUGAUUAUGAGUAUAGACUGGUGACUCGCUACGACACAACACCUAACAAUGGCCAAGUGUAACAAUGAAAGGGACUGCAGUAUAGUGGCACAAGUAAUAAAUAUCGAAUCCAAGGGUCUCUAGAGUUACUAUUACUCAGCUUCAGUUCAUUAUCUAGCAAACUAGAUUAAGGAUUGAUUUAUAAACUACUCUACUGACUACUCUACUAAUUACAAGUUGGGAACUCACUUAGGUAUGAUUCCCCCUAGCUCCUCAAUUAGGUCCAAGUUGCAAUUACUUUUGGUUGGUCUACUGUUGAUUAAACUGCGGAAGAUCCUAAAUUAGUUUGGAAUCUCUUAAGCUGACCAAGCCCUCUUAGACAGAAUACCCGGCAGGCGACUAGCCUUCACCGGGAUAGACUACUAAGGCGAUUCACACAGAUCUCCACUACUGGAAUGAAUUCCAGUACAAAGCAGUGAAUUAGUUGACUCUCGCACAACCACUUCACCACUAUCAAUCAAGGAAGCUCUCUUAAGCUAAUCAGAUUCUAUCUAUCAUAGGUUAAAGCAGAAAUCAAGAGAAUUUGAUCAAGAUUCAAUUGACUCAAUAAAUCAUGCCUCAAUCGAUUAUAAUCAAACAAUAUAGCAUCCAAAACUUAAUACAAGAAAGAUCCUAACACAUGGAACUAGGGUUCCUCAAAACCUAAGUGAAGGGAAGUUACUCCAUAGAGAAGAGAGACUGCAGAAAUAUGAUCUAGAUCUUCAAUCUCCAUCUCCAAGAUUGAUUCCCGAGCUCCAAUGGCGAAGAAAUCCUCCAAAAUAUCUCCAAGAAUGUUCCCAAGUUGCUCUCUCUCUAGGGUUCGUCCCUUGGGUGUUUGGGAACCAAAAACCCAGCUCUCCCCUUUCCUUUUGCUGAAAAUCGGGUUUUAAAUAGAAAUUCCUGAUCACGCGGCCAGGCCACACGGCCGUGUGGCUUUCCUAGCUGCCCGUGUGAAGGCUCGGUGAUUUUCACACGGCCACGACCCACACGGUCGUGUGGAGUUCCAGGAUGCCCGUGUGGCUUGCUCAGCCUCUGUUUAAUGCUUCGUUUCUCCCUCGUACGGACUCCAAAUCAGUCCCCGUUUGAUCCCAGACGCUCUUAGUCUUGUCCUAUUUCUUUUCAUGAUAAGCUUGCAUGAUUAUUUGUCCAUAAAGUAAGGUAGAAAUCCAUUCUUCUUCAGGUCAUGCCCGAGUUUCUUCUCCCGAAUCGUCAAUUGAUCUCUGAUUGAUUUGAAACUUGCGCCUAUGCUUCACUUUAUGUGCUAGGACCUGAAAUGUGACAAAGGAACACAACCUAGCAUAAAAUAGGACAAAGACGCAAUAAUUCAAGCUCAAACAAUCAAGAAACAAAGGGGAAAACAUGUGCAAAUACCGAGUCAUCAAAUCCCCCACACUUAACUGUUUGCUUGUCCCCAAGCAAACCUAACUCAAACCAAUGCAGCUCUCCAGAACUCUAUAGCAACAAACAACCCCGAUCGUCGGUAGAGGAUUUCCUAGAUCAUAUAGCAGCUUACGAGGUCAACUGGUCUUCUAAGACGUCCCCUAUCUCUCUCAAUGCGAGUACUAGACUCAAGCCAGGAACAUGAGAAGAAGUAGAAGUAAGAAAGUCAGUUCAUGGACAAAGGGACUAACACCAUUCACAACCAAGGACUCGUUGUACCGGGGUGCUCUUUCACUUCAUUUCACCGCUGGAACCCCUUUUUGCACUUUCAUUUACAUUUCUUUUUCUCUUUUUUUCUUCAUUCACUUGGCGGGGGUUCCAACUGCAGUCUUUUGCACGGUCGACCCUUAUUAGGCGAGCAAGAGCAAUUUUUGUACAUCUAGCGCUUGCCAAAGUACUUCUUUUAACUCCUUUUCCUCAACUCGUGUGGAGGGUCAAUGAAAUCAAGGGGGGUCGGAAGCUCUAUCCAUGCCCUCAAGUAGGCAAACCGUUCAACGGGUGGAAGUUUUACUUGUACUGGAGACAGCUUAGCUUCACCUUGUAGGAGUACCCCACUAAGGAUCACUAAAAUCUCCUCCAAAACCCGAUUUUGUGCAAUGAAUGGUGCCACACACGUUGGGCUUACCCCAUGUUUAAGAUUUUUGAUGAUUUCGACAAGGAGGACCAACUGCUUUUCAUUUGCCACAUGAGCACCAUGUUCAAUACACGAGUCCAUAACACAAUUCAAACAGAGUCCACAUUACCACAUGAAACGGUCUUAGCUCCACUAAUUCACAAAAUCAACUGACACAGCAGAGAGCUAGAUAGGAAAAAUCUUAUACUUCAACAUCCUCCAUAGUGCUACACUACCUCCCUAGGUUGCACAUUACUAUAGAGACUGUCAAUUCAAAGCAUACUGAGCAGGCAAUUUGCAAGGAAACACGUACUUGGAGCCCUCAAAUUUAAAAUAAAAUUUGUACAGUGGACUAGGCUCCAAGCACACAAACAACCAAACAUUCACCCGCAUACAUAAUCGAACAUCCCCCCUGACUCACUUCUACUGUCACUCCAGGAAUUGGCCAAGUGAAACCACUUCCUAAAGCGUAGUAUAGCGGGUUUGGGUUUAAAUGUCAACCCGGGUCCUAGAUUUGAUGACUACUUAGUGAAUUCUUGUUAUCUAGCAAUGAAAAUUUAAUGCAAGUCUAAACUAACAAACUAACAAAGCAAGUAAACUGUUGUAUUCAGGUUAAGAGAGGUCACCCGGAUAUGGUUCCCCCUAGACUGUAGUUAAGGCGGAUUGCAAUUACCAAGUUCAGUUUCUAUGAAAGUUAUACUGCGGAAGGUUCUUAAACAGCCUGAAGUCUCGACUAAAGGUCUUCAGACCCUCUCAAUCUGAAUCUCUAGCGGGCGACUAACCUCCACCGGAGUAAACAGAUUGAGGCCUUAACAAACAAAACCUCCACUACCGGAGUAAAUCCGGUACAGAAUAGUGAGUUGGCUCCUCGACUAAAGUCACCAACUCCCUACCUUCAAUCAAGGAUGCUCUAUCAACCUAGGCAGAUAUUCUCAUUCUAGGUUAAAGCAGAAACAACAGGAAUUUGAUCAGGAUUCAAGUCAUUCAAUCAAUCAAACCUCAAUCGAAUAUAAUCAAAUCAUAGAAUCAGUACUUGGGUUCAUACAAUCAAAGCCUAACAUACAAAUCUAGGGUUCUCCAUACCCAGAUGAAUGGGAGAACUACUCCAUGGAGAAAGAAGCAAAAGCAGAAUCAGACGCGGAAUUCAUACUGUGAAGGAUGGAUUCCUGCUCCUGGACGUUGAUCGGCACUUCUCCAAGCUCAAACUGGCCUCCAAUGGUGAUGAAGAUCAAGCUAGGGCACUUGGAGACUCUUGUUCGUCACUUUCUCUCUCUAGGAAUCGCUCUGUCUCUCUAAAACUCGAAUCCCCAUCUCUUUGGCUGAAAAUCUACUUAAAAGGGCAUCAGUGGCCAAAGCACGGUCGAGGGCACGGCCGUGUAAUGCCUCAGCCCGCCCGUGCUUUGGCUAGGGUUAAUUACACGGCCAGUGGAAUGGGGGAAACAAGGGCGUGUUUUGGAGAGGACACGGCCGUGCUUUGGUUGACACGGCCGUGCUUUCAGCCCGUGUUUUUAGCCAAUAUUUGCCAAACUCGAAUUUGCUCUCGGCAGUAAAAGCACGGCCACAGAACACGGCCGUGUUCUGUUUUAGGUCUGCCCGUGUUUUGGCUCCAGCUCGACGAAAUGACUUCCGAAUGCCCCGAAACUCGUGCUUAGCCUUUCCUUUGACGCUUGGGACCUGAAAUAUGACAAAAUAGCACAACCCGGCGUAAAAUUGGCCAAAAUACACGACUAUGCCUCUCAAACGGAUAAGAAUUAGGGGUGCAAAUACGUGCAAUUACAUCGUUAUCAAAUUCCCCCACACUUAACCAUUUGCUUGUCCCCAAGCAAACCAAGUCAGACACAAGGUAAGCUCAAAACAACAAGGCAUGACAUAUCGGCACAAAACACGUGGAUCAUACUGGCUUUCGAUCAGUAACACAUGGAAAACUUCAAUGACAACCUAGACAACCACCACAGAUGACAUUCGAAUGCAGUAAAAUCGAACAAAAGAAGAGUCUCCCUUCUGUUCACCAACCAACAUAGACUUGACUCAACCACUUGUUCAAAACAGUCACAUCAUGCACAAAGUUCAAGAUAUCAGAAUUAAGACCGAGCAAUCUAGGUCCUCACCGGGAUAAAGAGUAUAGAGAAUAAGAGAAAAUGAAUCGCUCACUCUCGACCAGUGGGGUCAGGACAAUAUGAUGCAAAAAAUGCGCAUGCUUAAUCUCUCAAUCCCUAACAUCUCUUCAUCAUGAAUGCAGCCUCUAAGUGCUAGAGUUCACAUAUGGGGUGUCAUCACUAACUAAUCCGGAGGUCUUAGACACAGGUUCAGAUGACUGGCUAGGGUCUUGGACAUGGGGAAAAGGCCUUUUAGGUGGUGGAAGUAUUCAUACAGCACAAGGUUCCACAUUUCCAAACCCAACAGACUCACAAUCAAUCAAACCAAUAACUUUCGUUUUGCUAUUCUGCAUUACUCAAGUUCAGAGCACAAGAGCGAAGGAGGUUACAUAAAUGCUAGUAUUUCUAAGCCAGACUGCUAAGAAACACUACUACAUGGG
Molecule: messenger RNA, 4767 nt
Organism: Linum trigynum
Lineage: Eukaryota; Viridiplantae; Streptophyta; Magnoliopsida; Malpighiales; Linaceae
Source: the annotation of a GenBank genome assembly